ACAACUCUAUUCACUUAAUCUCUCUGCUAAAUCCUCUUCCUAAAUCUAAUUUAUAGAAAAAGGUUCUCCCACGUUAUAUAUAAGAGGUCAAGCAGCUAGCAAGGCUGGUAAGACACAGUUCUAUUCACUAAAUUUCUGCUAAACACUUAAUCCUUUUCCCAACUCUAACUUAGGCAUUGGAGGGGCCAUAUCCGUCACACCUCCAGUGUCUUGAGUAAGGGCUUUUUUGCAGGUGCUCUGGAUUGAAGUUAGAUUUCGAGAAGGCAGAGAGAGAUCUAGGGGUGGAGAGAUUGGGGAUGGGAAGCUUUCCAGGACUAGUCACAGAGCUAUACCGAGCAGCCUUAGAAGGAGAUUGGGAAAGAAUGAAGGGGUUCUAUGAAGAAAACAGAGAAGCAGUGUUUUACCCUCUCACAGUCACUAAUGAUACAGCAUUUCAUAUAGCUGUUUACAGUGGAACUAAGAGCCCGCUUGAAGAAUUGAUUCAGAUUGUGCCAAACCCGCCAAUUGCUAAAGCCGAUGAUAAGAAAAACACACCUCUUCAUGAGGCUGGCGCUAUUGGAAAUAUUGAAGCAGCUCAAGUGUUGAUGCGCUGCUCUCCAGAGCAGCUUGAGGCUAGAAAUGCUUUAGGAGAAACUCCAAUGUUUAGAGCUGCUGCAUUUGGUAUGACAGAAAUGGUCAAGUAUUUGGCUUUCGAAGUCCGAAGCCGCCAAUGCGAUAUGCAUAUCCAGCGCAUCAGAGAUGACAAUACCUCCAUUCUUCAUAGUGCCAUCCACGGCCAACACUUCGAGACAGCAUUGUGGUUAUUUAAAAAUGAUGAAAUACUAGGAGAUCUUAUGGAUAAUAAAGGCAUGACAUGUCUUCAGCUAUUGGCAUACAUGCCAUCGGCUUUCAAGAGUGGAUACCCCAUGGGCAAAUUUGCAUCAUUUAUCUAUUUUUGUCUUCAAAGCAAUGAACACGAUGAUGACAAAUGUGAUCAAAUGAAUUUGAGGCAAUGCGAUGAUUUGGAGAGUGGAUGGGGUAGAAAUCACCUCCGUCAAUCUUGCUUUUUAAGGAUCAAUAGAGCAAUCAUAAGGAUGUACUCUGGCUUGUGGACGUUCCUACCUGCUGGAUGGCCAAUGAUAGGCAACAUUCAAAAUGAGAAAAAGAAACAUGAAUCAUCUUGGAAACUUGCAAAGCUGCUCAUAAAGAAAGACAAAUCAUGGGAGAAAACAGAUAUAAAACCAGAUAUAGGAAUCAUUUCUUUUGGAGAAACAAAAGAAAAUGGAUCGGAGAAAGCAGUUGUAUCGGGAAAGAAAGAAGAUAAAGAGGAAAAAGAUGAUAAUAAUAAUCCUCCACCAUUAAUUCCUACAAGUACAACACCAUUGCUUAUAGCAACUAGCACAGGUAUAGUUGAGAUCGUUAAUGAGAUACUAGAAGAGUAUCCUCAGGCAGUAGAGCAUGUUAGUGACCAAGGACUCAGCAUUAUGCAUGUCGCGAUUAGGUACCGUCAAAGAGAUAUUUUUAAACAUGUUAAGAAGAUGAAGAUUCCGAUGACGAGGCUGGUUCGUAGAAUUGACAACAAUGGCUAUACCUUAUUGCACCAUGUUUCUGAUAUGACCCAUCGUUCUGCUGGAACUUUGCCUAACCCUGCUCUUCAAUUGCAAGAUGAAUUGAAAUGGUUUGAGCGCGUACGGAAAUUAAUUCCAUCCCAUUACGCGAUGAACCACAGCAGAGGUGGUCAAACUGCCCAAGAGAUUUUUGAAAAGUCUCAUGCAGAGCUUCUCAAAGAGGCACAAAACUGGCUGAAGCGGACAUCAGAAUCUUGCUCAGUAAUCGCAGUGCUCAUCGCCACCGUAGCCUUCACGGCGGCGUAUACCGUUCCGGGAGGUUCCGAUCAGUCCACGGGCCUUCCGAUAUUGCGUCACGACCCUUUCUUUGCGGUUUUCACGGUCAUGGACGUUCUGUCCCUCGUCAGCUCUCUCACAUCGGUGGUGAUGUUCAUCUCCAUCCUCACCUCUCCCUUCAGGCUUCAAGAUUUCCGCAAGUCUCUCCCCCGAAAGCUUACGGUGGCCUUCACCUUCCUGUUCCUUGCAGUGGCGGUGACCAUGCUGGCUUUCUCGGCCACUGUAAUUCUGAUAGUUCAUAUGAAGAAGCGGUGGACCACCACUAUUGUCUAUGGCGUGGCUUUUGUUCCGGUGACCGUGUUCGCACUCUUGCAAUUCCCUCUCUACGUAGCGUUUAUGGGCACCGUGAAGUACUCUCUAAGCAUCAUGAAGAAGGCUCUUCCUUGGAAUUUUCUGAGGCCGUUGUUUUGCAAGAGUCAGUACUGAAGGUUUUUUUUUUUUUUUUUUGGGUAAACAUGAAUCAGUAGUGAAGUCUGUUUAACAAUAUGUGUACAGAUAUAGCUAUAGCACUGAAGCUGAACUGCCUUUGUUAACAAACUGGUU
Molecule: messenger RNA, 2426 nt
Organism: Ziziphus jujuba (common jujube)
Lineage: Eukaryota; Viridiplantae; Streptophyta; Magnoliopsida; Rosales; Rhamnaceae
Exons: 7
Coding region: 297-2309 (670 amino acids)
Molecular function (GO): protein binding
Source: RefSeq, a predicted model, not a curated record